Messenger RNA from Caenorhabditis sp. 36 PRJEB53466, 6749 nucleotides. NCBI's taxonomy places the organism in Eukaryota, Metazoa, Nematoda, Chromadorea, Rhabditida, Rhabditidae. The record is from the annotation of a GenBank genome assembly.
AUGGAGCACGAGAAGGAUCCAGGAUGGCAAUACCUCCGUCGCUCGAGAGAGCAAAUUUUGGAGGUAAUCUCUUUCUCUUUUUACCCUUUUUUUUUUGGCCUUCUUUUCUCACUUGUCUUCAAGUGUUUUUGACUAUUCCUCUUCUAUACUCAACUUAUUUGGCUCUUCUUCUAGGACCAAUCCAAGCCGUAUGACUCGAAAAAGAACUGCUGGAUCCCAGAUCCAGAGGACGGAUACCUGGCCGGAGAGAUCACCGCCACCAAGGGCGACCAGGUCACCAUUGUCACCGCCCGUGGAAAUGAGGUAAACAUUCUUCUGCUUUCUGCAUUCUGACAUUGUUUGCUUUUUUUUAGGUUAACCUCAAGAAGGAGCUCGUCCAGGAAAUGAACCCGCCAAAGUUCGAGAAGACCGAGGACAUGUCCAACUUGACUUUCCUCAACGACGCCUCUGUGCUUCACAACUUGCGUGCUCGUUACGCCGCCAUGCUUAUCUACGUGAGUUGGACAUACAAUAUCUCAAGUCUCAAUACUUCACCUCAUCAUUUUUUGUUGCCACGUCACGAACACCUUCUCUCUCUCUCUCGCUUCUUCUUGAUCUUUCUCGGCGACUUCAUCUCAUCAAUUGAGUGGGAGUUCUCUGAUUCUCUCCGUUUCUCUCCCUCUCUCUCUCUCUCGCUCUCGCUCUCUCUCUCGCACUUUACACAGUGGGAGCUGCCGCUUGGCAGGAGUCGGAGCGCGAGCGAGAUGAAGAUGAGAAGAGAGAUUUUUCUCGGAAAUUUGUAUCGUAUACCUCCGGAGAGAAGAGCAGCACAUGCUGUGCGGACGAGAGCAGGAAGCAAAAAGAAGGAAGGAACAAAAAGUGAUGGGGGGAGAAGAUUUUGAUUUUGAGCCUAGGAGCACGAUCUUAUGGAUAAUCUCCGCAUUGGGACAUUUUCAGACCUACUCGGGACUUUUCUGCGUCGUCAUCAACCCGUACAAGCGUCUGCCGAUCUACACCGACUCGGUCGCGCGCAUGUUCAUGGGCAAGCGCCGUACCGAAAUGCCGCCGCACUUGUUCGCCGUCUCUGACCAGGCCUACCGUAACAUGCUUCAGGACCACGAGAACCAGUCCAUGCUGAUUACCGGAGAAUCGGGAGCCGGAAAGACCGAGAACACCAAGAAGGUUAUUGCCUACUUCGCCGCCGUCGGAGCCUCUCAACAGGAAGCCGCCGGAACUGCGCCGACCGAAGGAAAGAAGGUCACCCUCGAGGACCAGAUCGUCCAGACCAACCCGGUCCUCGAAGCCUUCGGAAACGCCAAGACCGUGCGUAACAACAACUCUUCUCGUUUCGGAAAGUUCAUCCGUAUCCACUUCUCGAAACACGGACGUCUCGCGUCUUGCGACAUUGAGCACUGUGAGUUGUACCGCCACCUCAUCACUUAAUUUCAUUCCAUUUCGUAUUACAGAUCUCCUCGAAAAGUCUCGUGUCAUCCGUCAAGCACCGGGAGAGCGUUGCUACCACAUCUUCUACCAAAUCUUCUCCGACUUCAAGCCGGAGCUCAAGAAGACUCUUCUGCUCGACAAACCACUCAAGGACUACUGGUUCGUCGCGCAGGCCGAGUUGACCAUCGACGGAAUCAACGAUACCGAAGAGUUCCAACUCACCGACGAGGCCUUCGACAUCCUCAACUUCUCGGCUACUGAGAAGGUCGACUGCUACCGUCUCAUGGGAGCCCUCAUGCACAUGGGUAACAUGAAGUUCAAGCAGCGUCCACGUGAAGAGCAGGCCGAGCCGGACGGUACCGACGACGCCGACAAGGCCGCCUCCAUGUACGGACUCGGCUCGGAGGAGUUCCUCAAAGCGCUCACCAAGCCACGUGUCAAGGUCGGAACCGAGUGGGUGUCCAAGGGACAGAACUGCGAGCAGGUCAUCUGGGCCGUCGGAGCCAUGGCCAAGGGUCUCUACUCGCGUGUCUUCAACUGGCUCGUCAAGAAGUGUAACCUCACCCUUGACCAGAAGGGAAUCGACCGUGACUACUUCAUCGGAGUGCUCGACAUUGCCGGUUUCGAGAUCUUCGACUUCAACUCCUUCGAGCAGUUGUGGAUCAACUUCGUCAACGAGAAGCUCCAACAGUUCUUCAACCACCACAUGUUCGUUCUCGAGCAGGAAGAGUACGCCCGCGAGGGUAUCCAAUGGGUCUUCAUCGAUUUCGGUCUUGACUUGCAAGCCUGUAUCGAACUCAUCGAGAAGGUAGCUUAUCUGAAACCUAUUAUAUAUUCUCAAUCUUUUUUUCCAGCCACUCGGUAUCAUCUCUAUGCUUGAUGAGGAGUGCAUCGUGCCAAAGGCCACCGAUCUGACCCUGGCCCAGAAGCUCGUCGACCAACAUCUCGGCAAGCACCCGAACUUUGAGAAACCGAAGCCGCCAAAGGGAAAGCAGGGAGAUGCUCACUUCGCCAUGCGUCACUACGCCGGAACUGUGCGCUACAACGUGCUCAACUGGCUCGAGAAGAACAAGGACCCCCUCAACGAUACGCUUGUCUCGUGCAUGAAGCAGUCCAAGGGCAACGAUCUUCUCGUCGAGAUCUGGCAAGACUACACCACCCAGGAGGAGGCCGCCGCUAAGGCCAAGGAGGGCGGUGGCGGUGGAAAGAAGAAGGGAAAGUCGGGAUCGUUCAUGACUGUCUCUAUGCUCUACAGAGAGUCCCUCAACAACCUGAUGACCAUGCUCAACAAGACUCACCCGCACUUCAUCCGUUGCAUCAUCCCCAACGAGAAGAAGGCCUCCGGAGUCAUCGACGCCGCGCUCGUUCUCAACCAGCUCACCUGCAACGGAGUGUUGGAAGGAAUCAGAAUUUGCAGAAAGGGAUUCCCGAACAGAACCCUCCACGCCGACUUUGUCCAGCGUUACGCCAUCCUUGCCGCCGCCGAGUCCAAGAUCGACGAGGAUAAGAAGAAGUGCACCGAGGCGAUCAUGUCCCGCCUUGUCAACGAGGGAGCCCUCAACGAGGAAAUGUUCCGUAUCGGUCUCACCAAGGUCUUCUUCAAAGCCGGAGUUCUCGCCCAUCUCGAAGACAUCCGUGACGAGAAGCUCGGCAGAAUCCUUACCGGAUUCCAGUCCCAGAUCAGAUGGCACUUGGCCCUCAAGGAUCGCAAGCGCCGCAUGGAACAGCGCGCCGGACUUCUCAUUGUCCAGCGCAACGUUCGCUCGUGGUGCACCCUCCGCACCUGGGAGUGGUUCAAGCUGUACGGAAAGGUCAAGCCGAUGCUCAAGGCCGGAAAGGAGGCCGAGGAGCUUGAGAAGAUCAACGACAAGGUGAAGGCGCUCGAGGAGAGUCUCGCUAAGGAGGAGAAACUUCGCAAGGAGCUCGAGGAGUCGUCCGCCAAGCUCGUCGAGGAGAAGACUCAGCUCUUCACCAACCUUGAGUCGGCCAAGGGACAGCUCUCCGACGCCGAGGAGAGACUCGCCAAGUUGGAAUCGCAACAGAAGGACGCCUCCAAGCAGCUCUCCGAGCUCAACGACCAGCUCGCCGACAACGAAGACCGCACGGCUGACGUUCAGCGCGCCAAGAAGAAGGUCGAGGCCGAGCUUGAGGCCCUCAAGAAGCAGAUCCAGGAUCUGGAGAUGAGCCUCCGCAAGGCGGAAUCCGAGAAGCAGUCCAAGGACCACCAGAUCAGAUCCCUUCAGGACGAGAUGCAGCAGCAGGACGAGGCUAUCGCCAAGUUGAACAAGGAGAAGAAGCAUCAGGAGGAGAUUAACCGAAAACUGAUGGAGGAUCUCCAGGCCGAAGAGGACAAGGGCAACCACCAGAACAAGGUGAAGGCCAAGCUCGAGCAGACGCUCGACGAUCUUGAGGAUUCGCUUGAGCGCGAGAAGAGAUCCCGCGCCGAUCUCGACAAGCAGAAGAGAAAGGUCGAGGGAGAGCUCAAGAUUGCCCAGGAGAACAUCGACGAGGGAGGCCGCCAACGCCACGAUCUCGAGAACAACCUGAAGAAGAAGGAGAGCGAGUUGCACUCUGUCUCCUCCAGACUUGAGGACGAACAAGCCCUCGUCUCGAAACUCCAGCGCCAGAUCAAGGACGGACAGUCCCGCGUGUCUGAGCUCGAGGAGGAACUCGAGAACGAACGCCAGUCGCGCUCCAAGGCCGACCGCUCCAAGAGCGACCUUCAGCGCGAGUUGGAGGAGCUCGGCGAGAAGCUCGACGAGCAAGGAGGAGCCACCGCCGCCCAGGUUGAGGUCAACAAGAAGCGUGAGGCUGAGCUCGCCAAGCUCCGCCGCGACUUGGAGGAGGCCAACAUGAAUCACGAGAACCAGCUCGCCGGACUCCGCAAGAAGCACACCGACGCCGUCGCCGAGCUCACCGACCAGCUCGACCAGCUCCAGAAGGCUAAGGCCAAGGUUGAGAAGGACAAGUCGCAGGCCGUCCACGACGCCGAGGACCUCGCCGCCCAGCUCGACCAGGAAACCUCCGCCAAGCUCAACAACGAGAAGCUCGCCAAGCAGUUCGAGCUCCAACUCACCGAGCUCCAGUCCAAGGCCGACGAGCAGUCUCGCCAGCUCCAGGACUUCACCUCCCUCAAGGGACGUCUUCACAGCGAGAACGGAGAUCUCGUCCGCCAGCUCGAGGACGCUGAGUCUCAGGUCGGCCAGCUGACCAGACUGAAGGCUCAGCUCACCUCCCAACUCGAGGAAGCCCGCCGCACCGCCGACGAGGAAGCCCGCGAGCGCCAGACCGUCGCUGCACAGGCCAAGAACUACCAGCACGAAGUCGAGCAGCUUCAGGAGUCGCUCGAAGAGGAGAUCGAAGGAAAGAACGAGAUCCUCAGACAACUCUCCAAGUCGAACGCCGACAUUCAGCAAUGGAAGGCCCGCUUCGAGGGAGAGGGACUCCUCAAGGCCGACGAGCUCGAGGAUGCCAAGAGACGCCAGGCCCAGAAGAUCAACGAGCUCCAGGAGGCUCUUGACGCCGCCAACUCCAAGAUCCAAUCGCUUGAGAAGACCAAGUCCCGCCUCGUCGGAGACUUGGACGACGCCCAGGUCGAUGUCGAGAGAGCUAACGGAGUCGCUUCUGCUCUCGAGAAGAAGCAGAAGGGCUUCGACAAGAUCAUCGACGAAUGGAGAAAGAAGACCGACGACUUGGCCGCUGAGCUCGACGGAGCCCAGAGAGACCUCCGCAACACCUCCACCGACCUCUUCAAGGCGAAGAACGCCCAAGAGGAGCUCGCCGAGGUCGUCGAGGGACUCCGCCGCGAGAACAAGAGCUUGAGCCAGGAGAUCAAGGACCUGACCGACCAGCUCGGAGAGGGAGGUCGCUCCGUCCACGAGAUGCAGAAGAUCAUCCGCAGACUUGAGAUCGAGAAGGAGGAACUUCAGCACGCUCUCGACGAGGCCGAGGCUGCCCUUGAGGCUGAGGAGAGCAAGGUUCUCCGCGCCCAGGUCGAGGUCUCGCAAAUCCGUUCCGAGAUCGAGAAGCGCAUCCAGGAGAAGGAGGAAGAGUUUGAGAACACCCGCAAGAACCACGCCCGCGCCCUCGAAUCGAUGCAGGCCUCGCUUGAGACCGAAGCCAAAGGAAAGGCCGAACUCCUCCGCGUCAAGAAGAAGCUCGAGGCCGACAUCAACGAGCUCGAGAUCGCUUUGGACCACGCCAACAAGGCCAACGCUGACGCGCAGAAGAACUUGAAGAGAUACCAGGAGCAAAUCCGCGAGCUGCAAUUGCAGGUCGAGGAGGAGCAGCGCAACGGAGCCGACACCCGCGAGCAGUUCUUCAACGCCGAGAAGCGCGCCACCCUUCUGCAAUCCGAGAAGGAGGAGCUUCUCGUCGCCAACGAGGCCGCCGAGAGAGCCCGUAAGCAGGCCGAGUACGAGGCCGCCGACGCCCGCGACCAGGCCAACGAGGCCAACGCGCAAGUCAGCAGCCUUACGUCCGCCAAGAGAAAGCUCGAGGGAGAGAUCCAGGCCAUCCACGUGAGUUCUCAACCACACUUUUCCGCAUAUAUCUCAAUCUUUUUCAGGCCGACCUCGAUGAGACCCUCAACGAGUACAAGGCCGCCGAGGAGCGCUCGAAGAAGGCCGUCGCCGACGCGACGAGACUCGCCGAGGAGCUCAGACAAGAGCAAGAGCACUCGCAGCACGUCGACCGUCUUCGCAAGGGACUUGAGCAGCAGCUCAAGGAGAUCCAAGUCCGUCUUGACGAGGCUGAAGCCGCCGCCCUCAAGGGAGGAAAGAAGGUACGCCGCCGAAGGAGAAGGCUUCAGAUUCUAAAUAAGUCGAAUUCAGGUCAUCGCCAAGCUCGAGCAGCGUGUCCGCGAGCUCGAGUCCGAGUUGGACGGAGAGCAGCGCAGAUACCAAGACGCGAACAAGAACCUCGGAAGAGCGGACAGACGCGUCCGCGAGCUUCAGUUCCAGGUCGACGAGGACAAGAAGAACUUCGAACGUCUCCAGGACCUGAUAGACAAACUCCAGCAGAAGCUCAAGACCCAAAAGAAGCAAGUCGAAGAGGCUGUAAGUUCCCCGUUUCCCCCCCCUCCUUCCGAAACCGACAAUAUUUGUGCCAUUUUGUAGGAGGAGCUCGCCAAUCUCAACCUGCAGAAGUACAAGCAGCUGACGCACCAGCUCGAGGACGCCGAGGAGCGUGCCGAUCAGGCCGAGAAUUCGCUCUCCAAGAUGCGCGCCAAGUCCCGUUCGUCCGCUUCCGUGGCGCCAGGACUUCAGAGCUCCGCGUCGGCCGCCGUCAUCAGAUCGCCAUCGCGCGCCCGUGCCUCUGACUUCUAA